Molecule: messenger RNA, 1799 nt
Organism: Drosophila grimshawi
Lineage: Eukaryota; Metazoa; Arthropoda; Insecta; Diptera; Drosophilidae
Product: insulin-like growth factor-binding protein complex acid labile subunit
Exons: 3
Coding region: 159-1772 (537 amino acids)
Cellular component (GO): extracellular matrix
Molecular function (GO): protein binding
Source: RefSeq, a predicted model, not a curated record
UUAACAACUGCAGUUUGCCUUAAAAGAUCCUUUCUUUCGGAGCGAUUACUUUCUACCUGCCAAAUAUGUUCCCAUGCAGUCUUUUGGGUUGCUUUCAGACGCAUCGAAACCGGUUGAUAAGCUGACAGCUACAGGUAACUGUUUCAUUUGUGAUAAAGAUGCUGUCGAGACGAGCUCUUAUUCUUGCGCUGCUGUUCGUAUUUUGUGAAAUACAUGCAAAAGAUGUGCAGGAAUGUGAACACGUUGCACACCAAAACUAUGUUUGUCGCGAAAUUGAAAACUUUGAGCAACUCUGCCACUACAUACAAGCGGAUUGGCAAAACAUUAAGGUUAUUAACGAGCAUACGGCAAUUGAAAACGAUGACGAACCGCUCCCCAAGCUGUCAACGCUGCGGCAAUUGGACCUGUCACAGUCUGGAGGCCUGACCCUGGGCAGACGUGGCUUCAGCGAUUUUACUUCGCUACAGCGACUCAACCUGUCGCACUGCCAACUGGAGGAGCUGCAAGCCAAGCAAUUUGACAACAACGCGGCCUUAAUCAGUUUGGAUGUUAGCCACAAUGAUUUGCUGCGCGUUGAACGAGAUCUUUUGAGGCAAAUGCCAAAUCUUGUGCACGCAAACUUCUCAAAUAAUCUCAUAGCCAACGUGGAGAUGGACGCCUUCAAGGAUCUGAAGUACUUGGAGUUUCUUGAUCUGACCACUAACGAACAGGAGAACAUCACUCUGGGCUCUAAUGCCAAUCUGCGUUAUUUGUCCAUUAGCAACAACAAUAUUAAAAAUUUCAAGUGGUGCCGACUGCGAGGACUGCCCCAGCUGCAGGAGCUGCACUUGCACAGUAAUUGGCUGGAAGUUCUGGAUGCGAGCAUCUUCAAUGUUCUGCCCCAACUGCGUGUGCUGAACGUAUCCAAUAACAACAUAUAUGAAAUUCAGCGAAACUUAUUCGGCGGUCCAGGUCCUGAUCGUACUCCAUUGCUGCGUUUGCUCGACUACAGCUCCAACAAUGUUAAAGUGCUUGAUAAUCAAGUGUUUAGCAGGCUGCAGCAACUGGAGACACUCAAUCUCUGGUUCAAUCAGAUAAGCAUGAUCUCGCCAACAGCCUUUCGGGGCUUAGUUAACUUACAAUCGCUACAGUUGCAGGGCAACAAAAUUUGUGUGCUGCCCGAUGAGGUCUUUGCCAAUUUGACGGCCUUACAGCUGCUUGAUUUAAGCAAAAAUAAUAUUAGGCAAUUGGGCGCCAAUGUGUUUGGCAGCUGGGUGCUAAGAAAACUAAGCUAUCUCGAUCUGAGCAACAACCACAUUGAGGAACUGCAUCCCCUGGCCCUCUCCUCACUGCCCUUUCUGCAGCAGCUACGACUCAGGCGCAAUAAGUUGAUUUCAUUGGACAUCCGGAUGAUUGCGCCACUGCGUCGUCUGCGGGUUUUGACGCUGAGCGAGAAUCAUCUCAUGGAACUCGAUCAGGAUCUGCUGACCUGCUUGGACAAGCUGACAGAGCUGGAAAUUCAUAACAAUCGGCUGACCUUCCUGCCUGCAUUGGAGGAGCCGCUUCUAUCGCAGUUGCGCCGCAUUAGCAUAGAGGGCAAUCCUUGGCAGUGCCCAUGCCUUGACGAGCUGACCAACUGGCUGCACACUAAUCAAGUCAACUAUGCUCGGGCUGCCAGUGGCUAUUUCAGCGGCCGGAAACCCCUAUGUAUAGUCACACCAAUGGAGCACUGCGUGAGGGAUUUGCAGCUGGUGCGCGCGCAUGGAUUUGUCGAGAGCUACGAGCAGAUUUGAGGUGAUUGUACUGAAGCAAUAAAUCAA